AUGUUAAACUUGAGUCUUCAAGGAAGAAACCAGACGGUUUCAGAUUUGAUCGGAAUGAUAAACGGAUUCCGGAAUAAGCUGAACGUGUUUAAACGUGCUUUGGAAAAGAACAACCUGACACACUUCCCUAGCUGUCUGCAAAUACCAGAAGAAUUCAACGGUGAGGAAAAUAUUGAGCUUUCAUCCUGCAUUUCACAAAUUGAACAAGUUAUUGAUGAAUUCAAUACAAGAUUUGAAGAAAUUGAAAGUCUCAAAAGCAGUGUACUACUUUAUAAUAACCCUCUUGGAGCAACCAUUGAUGAUCAACCACCCAACUUACAGCUUGAGUUAUGUGAUCUUCAAGCAGACAUGUUCCUAAUCACCAGAGAAGAAAAGGGACCUGAAUUUUUCAAAUUACUGUCAAAGGAGAAAUUCCCAAACCUGCGAGAUUUAGGACUGAAAAUGACGUCAAUGUUCGGAAGCACACAUACAUGUGAAAGUGCCUUUUCCUCCAUGAAAUACAUAAAAAACAAAAACAGAAGCAACCUUACCGAUUCUUCCUUACGUCAUCUUUUGAGACUGUCUACAACUGAACUGGAGGUGGACAUUUCUUCAUUGGUGGAUGUAGCCGAUGGACCACAGUCCUCACACUAA
Messenger RNA from Diabrotica virgifera virgifera (western corn rootworm), 633 nucleotides. Its product is annotated as general transcription factor II-I repeat domain-containing protein 2B-like. The record is from RefSeq and is a predicted model, not a curated record. Gene Ontology annotation, molecular function: protein dimerization activity. NCBI's taxonomy places the organism in Eukaryota, Metazoa, Arthropoda, Insecta, Coleoptera, Chrysomelidae. The coding region runs from base 1 to 633 and encodes 210 amino acids. The transcript has a single exon.